Tribolium castaneum (red flour beetle) is the source of this 2259-nucleotide messenger RNA. RefSeq names its product RNA exonuclease 5 (gene Rexo5). The record is from RefSeq and is a predicted model, not a curated record. The coding region runs from base 335 to 2230 and encodes 631 amino acids. Gene Ontology annotation, cellular component: nucleus. Gene Ontology annotation, molecular function: nucleic acid binding; exonuclease activity. The transcript has 4 exons. Lineage: Eukaryota; Metazoa; Arthropoda; Insecta; Coleoptera; Tenebrionidae.
UGCUCGUAAAAAAUAAAAUUAACGGUGGAAUUUAUUGCGCCUGAUUCGAAAUAGUCAUAACUGAGAAGAAAAUCACGCAAACUGCUUCAAUGUAUUUGUUUCACAUGAUUUUUGGAGGUCCCUGGGCGUGACUUUGGCCACCGCCAGUUUUGAAACCAUGUGUUUUUUCGAAUGUCAAAACCUAGCAUGUGUCUUAUGUGAUUUAAAAAAUUAAUUUAAGUAAAGUUUUCACGCGAUUUUGGGUUGUAUUUCAAAUAGAGUGAAAUAUUCGGUUGAGUUUUCGGAUCAAUGUGUCAGCCUAAGGAAGAUACCUGACGGUGACACUGUUUUCAAAAUGAAAAGCAAAUCGACAAAACGGAUCGAAAACAAGAAGAAGAAAAUGGCAGCGUUGAUUGAAAUCUCCCGACUGAAUGAAUACGAUAGAAACUUGAAGAAAACGCAAAUCAGUGAAGCAAAUGGCUCCAACAGUUCCGAGCUUGAGCCAAGUGUCAAAAAGCCAAGAACCGAAGCACCCAUUGGAGACACCGUUGAGCAAAAAACAUUAUUGCCUGAAUUAGGCCCCUCAGGGAAGCCAAAACUAAGUGGGUUAGAGCUCCAAGAACUGAAAAAAAUGUUGCGAGAGAAGACAACAAAAAUGCGUCAGCAGCCCGUGUUCAAGUUACGUGACAUGGGCACAAAUGCCAGUCUAUCCACAGAUCUUGAAAACCGCGUCCCUUUAUUCCUCUCAGACUUGCAACACUUGAUUAUGUACUCACAACUUGGACACCAUGCACCUUAUUCUCCCGCUAGAUGGUGUGCUUUGGAAAAGUUCAACAAAUUAUCGACCACUUGCCUCCUAGUGGUGGAAAACAUGACUGUAAACCACUACACCACGCAUGAAAAUAUCUUCCCGUUUGUGAGUUCAACCUUUGAACAUAAACUCGAGAUUCUGGCGCCAAACUCCAGUAACAGUGAUGUUGUGCGGGAGUUGUCAAUGGUGCCUUUGACUGCCACACAAGUGAAGAAGUUUUCUACUAAAUUCGGGACUUUGGAAGAUGCGGUGCACAGAACUACGGAGGUUUUUGAUUCAGUUCGAAGUCUUUUCCCUAUUGAGAAGGAUAAAGAGUCGAAAAAUGGUUUAUCGAUGGAUUUGCCGUUUACUGAUCGGUUUCCGAGGACUCAGUUGUUGCUAUCUGGGUGGCAAAUGGUUGAAGAGAAUUUUCCGUUGCCCAUCAAGGGUCUGAUGGAGACUAAAUACGCGGGUUAUGUGUUGACUAAAGACAGAUAUGAGGACGUGACUCCUUUCAGUAAAAUGUUUGGGAUUGAUUGCGAAAUGUGUAAAACCACAAUUGGGGAUCUUGAACUGACUCGAGUUUCGGUUGUUGAUGAGCAUUUGAACACGUUUUAUGACACUUUAGUCAAGCCAGAUAACAGAAUUACUGAUUAUUUGACCCGAUUUUCGGGGAUUACGUAUAAAAUGAUGAGAAAUAUUACAACAAGAUUGAAAGAUGUGCAAGAUGAUCUGAGGAGAUUACUGCCUGCUGAUGCUAUUCUCGUUGGACAGUCCUUAGGAAACGAUCUGCAUGCCCUGAAGAUGAUGCAUCCUUAUGUUAUUGAUACUAGUGUUAUUUUCAAUAUAACCGGUGACCGCUCUCGCAAAACCAAGCUCAAAACCUUGACUGAGGAAUUUCUUUCUGAGAAGAUUCAGGAGGGGCAAGGAGGGCAUUGCUCAACUGAGGACAGUUUGGCAUCCUUAAAGUUGGCACAGCUCAAAUUGAGGAAAAGUUUGUACUUUGGAGAUGCAGUCAUGGGGAAUGUGCACAAUGAAAUUAGGACUUGUCCAGAGUUGGGGACCUACAAUUAUGCCACUAGUAUGUUGAAGCAAACGACUAAAUUGGAUAAGACGGCCCUGGUUGUGUGUCCUGAGGAAAUCACUUCGAAAUAUAAAUAUUGUGUAGAUAAAGGAGCCGAGGUGCGACAACAAAAUGAGAAAAUUAAGUUUUUUUCUGAAAAAAGUUGUAAAGAAGUUGUUAGGAAAAUGUGUGAUUCUUUGGGUAUGUUUUCGUUAAAUAUUGGACAUGUGAAACUCCAAGAGGGACAGUUGGAAGGAACAAAGGUCUUUAAAAAUGUUGAUAAGUGGGUGAAAGAAAUUUACGAGAAGAUGCCGACACCUGGACUUGUGAUUGUGUUGUUCCCUGGGGUUGAAGGAAGUAACGGUUGUUGCUUCAUACAACUUAAGAGAGAUGUAUAAACCCUGUCCAAAUAAAUGAAUGUUUGUCA